Molecule: messenger RNA, 2935 nt
Organism: Glossina fuscipes
Lineage: Eukaryota; Metazoa; Arthropoda; Insecta; Diptera; Glossinidae
Gene: simj
Product: platelet binding protein GspB
Exons: 8
Coding region: 1-2823 (940 amino acids)
Biological process (GO): negative regulation of transcription by RNA polymerase II
Cellular component (GO): NuRD complex
Source: RefSeq, a predicted model, not a curated record
AUGGCCAAAAUGGAAGUCGACGAUGUUGUCGACUUGAGUUUGGGAUCAGGUCGAGAUCCAGCGCUGACAAUCACGCCAGCUACAGUAAGAGAUUUGCGAGCCUUGACACAAAAUUCGGGACUGACCAUAAUACCUGCUCCUCCACCACCAAUUUCGCCAGCAAUUGUUCAUGGGAACAAUAGUAUCACAAGCGCUAAUAACACUACAACGGCCACAAAUAACAUUUCCACCACCAUAAUGAGUGUGGAUCCCUCUAGUAAUAAUAAUAAUAGUAGCAUGUCAUCAAAUCAAAAUCAAACAUCAGCUUCUUCUUCGAUUAACUCAAACACGACAUCGACAUCAUCGCCAGUUUCAGAUGAAAAUAAGGUGCAACGUCGCGUUCUAAGGCCUCGUACCGAACCCAAGUCUUAUGCCGAGGCUCCAGAUAUUGUACUAUUGCCGGCUCGCAUGAAUGGUCGGCAACAAAAUGGUAAUAUAGACUCCGAGACAGAUGAUGAAGAAAUGCCACCCUACGUACCCAUCAAGGAACUUACACCUGCCGAGUUAAAAGAACGCGAGAAAGGAUUACGUAAACUUCGAGACGAUCUACGUAAUGAAGAAACGAAACUGGUGCUAUUAAAAAAACUAAAACAGUCUCAACAUGUCAUGAAAGAGAAUCUAGUGGUAACGCCCACUAGUGUAUCGCCUACAAAUCCGUUAGCUGCUAUACCGGCUGCUCUAACCUCAAAAGGAGCCCUAAGUGUAACACCCACCAAUGCAGCGCCGUUGCCUGCACACACCAAAACAAAUCGUUCCAAUAGCAAUAGCAUCUCAUCCUCUAUUAGCAUAAGCGCUACAAGUAAUCGCGGUUCAACCAAUAGCAGUUCGGCAUCAUCAACAGCUGCUUCUUCACCUUCGCACCGUUCGAAUACCAAUAGCACUACAAUACUGCCCCCACCACGUUCCUCCUUGCCUGGUGGUGCUACCUUAACUGCUGGAUCGUCAACGGCUAGCAUUAGCAUCGCAGCAGCAACGUCAUCGUCCUCCUCCUCGUCAUCACGCUCUUCAAAUGCUCUGCCACCUCGAACCAAUCUUCCGAAUCUCACUAUUACACCGUCGGUGACUAUAACGCCUACCACGGCUCCGCCGUCAGGACUUAAAUCACGCAAUCAGCCUAAUGUAUCGGAUAAUUCAAAGGUACCUAACACUAUCAGCAACUCGGUAUCUAUCACCCCAGCACCACCAAUAGCAACACAAAAUCAACAACAUAGUGAUUUAAAGAGUGAACGAUCCACUGCGCGGGAAGAGAGUCAGACUCCCGCUCAGAGGCAAGCGGCAGCAAAAUUGGCGUUAAGAAAACAAUUAGAAAAGACUUUAUUGCAGAUUCCUCCUCCAAAACCUCCACCACCGGAGAUGCAUUUCAUACCAAAUCCAAGUAACACCGAGUUCGUUUAUCUAUUGGGCUUAGAGACUGUGGUCGAUUAUUUGAUGACUAAUACAAAAAAAUCGACCGCGGUCGCACCUCCCUUUCGUUGUGCUCAAUGUAAAGUUGACUUUACACCUGUUUGGAAAUGGGAGAAGCAAGGAAAUAAAGAACCAAAAGUCAUUUGUGAGCAGUGCGUCACUUCGAAUGUUAAGAAAGCUCUAAAGGCUGAACAUACAAAUCGACUGAAACAGGCUUUUGUUAAAGCUCUACAACAGGAACAAGAAAUCGAACAACGUUUAGCCAGCCAAAGCAGUCCUUCGCCAGUUGAUACACAUGUCAUUGCCGCCUCCGUUUCAUCACAAUCGCAGUCGCAAUCAAAUCAAUCUCAACAGCAAUCGAUAACCCAUCAAUCUCAACCGCAGAUAGCACACGCCUCUUCUACCGCAGCUGCUUUAGUUAAUCUACCACCUUCAGUUACUGUUAUACCAACUAAAUGUCAAACACCCACACCGAGUAUAACACCACGACCCACUCCGCCGCCAAUAAAUCAACAGCCGACGCCUCCACCACCACCGCUGACUGCGCCCCGAUCAUCGCGAGGUAACAACUCCCACCAAACACAAUCCAGUCCCAGUAAUCCGACAACGAAUCAGUUACAUCAUCAUCAUCAGCAGCAACAACAGCGUGAGCGGGAGCGCGAACGAGAACGAGAACGGGAACGGGAACGGGAACGAGAACGAGAACGGGAACGUGAACGUGAACGUGAACGUGACCAUCAUCGUGCCGAACAGCAGCAACAACAGCAAAGAGCUGCAGUUGAACAGCAGCAACAACAGCAACAAUAUGACAAGUAUUCGACCGCUGCUUUGGCCGCAGCAGCACAACUAGGCGCUCUCGGCUUACCAGGCCUCAACAAUUUGGCCGGACUUGGUGGCUUAGGCAAUCUCGGUAAUCUAGGCCAAUUAGGCAAUUUAGCCGCACUUGGAGGCUUGGCAAAUUUGGGUGCGGCAGCAGCGGCCACUGCUGCAAACCCAGCUGCGGCAGCAGCAAAUUUGGGAGCUCUAAGCAAUGCGUCGCCAGCGGCAACCGCAGCAGCUAUGCAAGCUUUUCAACAACAAUUACUUAGAGCAUUAGGACAAGGCUUGGCCACGAACCCUCAACACAUGAUGCAGUUCACUCCCUUAUUGUACUCCUAUCAAAUGGCUAUGGCUCAAGCUGCUCAAGUAGCAGCCUUUACCAAUAAGAAAAGUUCGGCUUCAUCAUCUUCGUCUUCAACGGCAACGUCAUCCAAAAAUCAAACGACAUCAUUAGCCGACAUACAACGAGCUGCCGAAUUGCAGCGACAAUAUUUAUUAGAUAUGAUACCACCGCAGGCUCCAGGGCCCAGUAAUAGUCGUCAAAAUAAUUGGAAAACGUAAACCUAUUGCGAGUAUUAGGAAUCAACAGGCAAAACAAAUCCUAAAUAAAAAAAAUUUAUUUUAUCGACCUUUAUUAUUGAGAAGAAUGAAUGAAAACAGAAAAUAGAAAUUU